Panicum virgatum (switchgrass) is the source of this 1717-nucleotide messenger RNA. Its product is annotated as protein STRICTOSIDINE SYNTHASE-LIKE 10-like. The transcript is spliced from 3 exons. Gene Ontology annotation, molecular function: strictosidine synthase activity. Bases 469 to 1590 code for a protein of 373 amino acids. The record is from RefSeq and is a predicted model, not a curated record. Gene Ontology annotation, biological process: biosynthetic process. Lineage: Eukaryota; Viridiplantae; Streptophyta; Magnoliopsida; Poales; Poaceae.
UAGGCAGCAUUCAAGUUACGAGUAGCAUUAUGCAGUUGCAACGGCGAGACAGCAACAGAGCAUGUAUGAGUGAGUACGAGCUCAGUACGACCGCCGUAAUUGGCCGGGACACACAGACGGCCGGCUGUCUCCCUUCCGGUGAUCGUGGAUAGGAUGCCAGCCAGGGACCCCAGCGCAUUGACGCCCCGCCCGGCAUCGUGUCAGUGGCUGCUCCACAACACACAAGCCACGCCCCCAUGCCCCAUCUGCAGCUCAUUUAUAUAGCGGCCUUCGAGCGAGGCCGGAAUGCUCGCAGGCCAAGCAGUGCCGCACUGGUAGCGGUAGGCGGUAGCUCACCUACAACAAAUCUGCUGCAGCAGCCGGCGCCGUUGCGCUGUGCAAAAUUUACUCUGCCGCCUGCAGCGGUGCAGCAGUCUCCCCUUCCUCCUCCUCAUCUUCUUCCGUUCCUUCUCCGUCCGAUCCCUGGCGAUGGCGAUGCGGGCGGAGGUGCUGCUGCUGGCUGUGCUCGUGGCGGCCGCGGCCCUCCUGUCGUCGCUCGACUCGCGCAGCGACGUGCGGCUGCUGGAGGUAGGGGACAGCGACCUCGAGCUGGUCCCGCUCGACGGCGCCGCGGGGCCGGAGAGCGUCGUCUUCGACAGGGGCGGCGAGGGGCCGUACGCGGGCGUGUCGGACGGGAGGGUCCUCAGGUGGCGGCCGGAGGAGCGGCGGUGGGAGGAGCACUCCUGCUCGGCGCCGGAGCUGUUGGACGGCUGCAGAGGCUCGCAGGACCCGGGCCGGGAGGACGAGUGCGGGCGUCCACUGGGCCUCAAGUUCCACGACGAGACGGGGGAGCUUUACGUCGCGGACGCCUACCACGGGCUCAGAGUGGUUGGGCCGGAGGAGAACGUGUCCAGGCCGCUGCUGCCGCCGGAGUGGCAAGGCAGCCGCCCCUUCAGCUUCGCCAACGGCAUCGAGAUCGACUACGAAACCGGAGCCGUCUACUUCACCGAGACCAGCACAAGGUUUCGGAGAAGGGAGUUUCUGAACAUUGUUAUAUCCGGUGACAACACCGGUAGGUUGUUGAAAUAUGACCCCAAGAGCAAUGAAGUGGAAGUCUUGGUUGAUGGUCUAGCUUUCGCCAAUGGCUUGGCUAUGAGCACGGAUGGCAGUUACCUUCUCCUUGCAGAAACCACAACCGGCAGAAUUCUAAGGUACUGGAUCAAGACGCCAAAAGCUUCAACCCUAGAAGAAGUUGCCCGGCUGCCUUGGUUUCCGGAUAACAUCAAGAUGAGCCCUAGAGGAGGGUUCUGGGUUGGUCUCCAUGCCAAGAGAGGGAAGAUCGCCGAGUGGUCGAUCUCGUACCCUUGGCUAAGGAGAUUGAUAUUGAAGCUGCCGAUGCGGCAUGUCCAACGUGCCUCCUGGCUCUUGAAUCGGCUUGGCCGUCAGGUUAUAGCGUUGAGGUUGAAUGAGGAUGGGAAAACAAUGGAGGCAAUUAGUGUUCACGGUGCUAUUCAAAAGGUUUUCAAGUCGGUCAGCGAGGUGGAAGAAAGGGGUGGGAGCCUGUGGAUAGGCUCUGUUAUGGCGCCAUUUCUUGGAGUUUACAGGUUGUAGAAGUAUUUAAAUGGUAUGAUUGAAUAUACAUUUGCAUAUAUAUGGUAGUUGUUUAAUAGAGGAAAAUAAUAUUAUACGCGUGUAUAUGGUACCAUUUGCCCUACAAUAUAGUGAAGAUUAUUCACAA